Molecule: messenger RNA, 1855 nt
Organism: Dacryopinax primogenitus
Lineage: Eukaryota; Fungi; Basidiomycota; Dacrymycetes; Dacrymycetales; Dacrymycetaceae
Product: alpha amylase
Exons: 8
Coding region: 1-1776 (591 amino acids)
Biological process (GO): oligosaccharide catabolic process
Molecular function (GO): alpha-amylase activity
Source: RefSeq, a predicted model, not a curated record
AUGUCUUUCGUAGAGCACCGCCCAGCGUGGUGGAAAGAGGCCAUUGUGUAUCAAAUCUAUCCCCACUCCUUUGCAGACAGCACAGGCAAUGGAAUCGGUGAUAUUCGUGGUAUCAUCUCCCGCCUGUCACACCUCAGCGACCUUGGGGUAAACGUCGUCUGGCUUUCCCCUGUCUACACCUCCCCGGGGAAGGACAUGGGGUAUGACAUCGCCGAUUAUAAGGGCGUGAAUUCCCUCUAUGGGGCGAUGGAAGACUUUGAUGAGAUGUUGCGAGAGAUGCAUAAGAGGGGUAUUAAGUUGAUGAUGGAUCUCGUUGUGAACCACACCUCCGACCAGCAUCCCUGGUUUGUCGAGUCCCGUUCUUCCCGCACCUCCCCAAAGCGCAACUGGUACAUCUGGCGUCCUCCUCGAUUCUCACCCUCUGGCGACCGUCUCCCGCCGAACAACUGGCUCUCCAGUUUUCGCGGAUCUUCCGCGUGGACGUGGGACGAGCAGACGCAGGAAUAUUAUUUGCGUAUCUUUACGGCUGAGCAGCCGGAUUUGGAUUGGGAGAAUGAGGAGGUUAGGAAGGAGGUCUGGGGAACUAUGAGGUGGUGGUUGGAUAAGGGCGUCGACGGGCUUAGGAUGGAUGUGAUCAAUAUGAUCUCCAAACCGUUCGGACUGCCAGACGCACCUAUCACAGAGCCAGGAAAGCACCUCCAGCCGGGCUGGCAGAUGUUCACCAACGGGCCGAGGGUGCACGAGUUCUUGCAGGAGAUGCACCGUGAAGUCCUCUCUAAGUAUGAUCUGAUUACCGUGGGAGAGACGCCGUUCACGCAUGAUGUGAAGACAUUGGCGGAAUACGUCCUACCUAAGAAUAAGGAAUUACAGAUGGUCUUUACUUUCGAGCUGCAUGAUAUCGACGGUACCCCUCGCAUCCCUCUCAAACCCCGCAAGUUCCAUCUCUCCUCUUUCAAAAGCAUCAUCCACAAAUAUCAAACUGCGAUGCUCUCCCUAGGCGGGUGGAACAGCGUCUACCUGGAAAACCACGACCAGGGACGGUCGGUCUCGCGAUUCGGCUGUGAUGCACAGGAGUGGAGGGAGCUGAGUGCGAAGAUGCUCGCGCUUUUCCAUUUGACGCUAAGCGGGACAGCGUAUGUUUAUCAAGGGGAGGAGAUCGGCAUGCGGAAUAUGCCAAAGCAGUGGGGAAUAGAGGAGUACACGGAUUGCAAGACGAGGAUGUAUUGGAACGAGGUGCUUAACCAUCGCCGUACCACUUCCACUCCCAACCCCGACAUGUCCGACAUCCUUGCCGACCUCUCCCUCAAAGCGCGUGAUCAUGCCCGCACGCCCAUGCAAUGGGACUCCUCGCCUAAUGCUGGGUUUAGUAAAGGACAACCUUGGAUGAGGGUGAAUGACGAUUGGAAAGAGUGGAACGUCUUGGAACAGAGGGGGAGGGAGGGAAGCGUGUUGGAGUUUUGGAAAGAGAUGAUCAGGUUUAGGAAGGCCUCUCCGGCGUGUACUUACGGCCAAUACGAUGAUCUAGACCCCUCCCACCCUCACAUCUUCGCCUACCGCAAAGUGCACUCGCGCCAGCGCCUCUUGGUUAUCCUAAACUUCUCGAGCGCCCCAGCAGAGUGGGACGUGCCUGAGGAAUUAGGCAGCCUGCAGGGAAGGUGGGACUGGAGGAUGGGAAAUUAUGUGGAUGUUGCGUGUUUGGGAGAAGGAGGGGGAAGGAAGGUUGGCUUGAGGGGCUGGGAGGGGGUUGUCUGGGAGGAGAGGAUGCUUGCGAACUGAGAUGAUCGCAAGAACGAACUGUGCAGUCUGUGCUUGUUGUAUCUAUGCUCGUUCACUUGUGUAUGAAGUCGUUGACGGU